CUGCCACCCUCACCACCUCUUCUCGUCCCCACCAGGCUUUCACGGUCUUGGCCAUCUGGAACACCAUGCGGCUGUCGGUGUUCAUCGUGCCCUUCUCGGUCAAAGGCCUCACGGAGUCCAAGUCUGCGGCAGAGAGGUUCAAGAGGUUCUUCCUGCAGGAGAGCCCCGUGCUGUACGUCCAGCCGGCGAAGGACCCCAGCCGAGCGCUGGUGUUGGAGAAGGCCACCUUGUCCUGGUACAGGCCCUGCCCCGGGGUGGUCAACGGGGCCUUGGAGCUGGAGAGGAACGGAUACGCUCCCGAGGGGACGCCCGGGGCUCAGCCCCCGCCAGAUGCCCUCGGGCCCAAGGACACGGGGGACGGCCUGGCCCCGGCGUUGCACAGGAUCAACCUGGCGGUGUCCAAGGGGACCCUGCUGGGGGUCUGCGGCAGCACCGGGAGUGGCAAGAGCAGCCUGCUGUCAGCCGUCCUGGGGGAGAUGCACCUGCUGGAGGGCUCGGUGGGCGUGCACGGGAGCCUGGCCUACGUGCCCCAGCAGGCCUGGCUCCUCACGGGCAGCGUCAGGGACAACAUCCUCAUGGGAAGCCAGUGCGACCAGGCCCGGUACCUCGAGGUGCUCCACUGCUGCUCCCUGAACCGCGACCUGGAGAUCCUGCCCUUCGGAGACAUGACGGAGAUCGGGGAGCGGGGCCUCAACCUCUCGGGGGGGCAGAAGCAGAGGAUCAGCCUGGCCCGCGCCAUCUACUCGGACCGCGAGGUCUACCUGCUGGACGACCCGCUGUCGGCCGUGGACACCCGCGUGGGGAAGCACAUCUUCGAGGAGUGCAUCCGGAAGGCGCUCCGCGGCAAGACGGUCGUCCUGGUGACGCACCAGCUGCAGUAUCUGCAGUUUUGCGACCAGGUCCUUUUGCUGGAAGACGGGAAAAUCUGUGAGCAGGGGGUUCACAGCGAGCUGAUGCAGAAGAAGGGGCGAUACGCCCACCUCAUCCAGACGAUGCACGGGGAGGCCACACAGAACACACUCCAGGCAGCCAGAGAGCCUCAGGUGGGCGGCCCGGCCCAGCACCCCCUCCAGGAGGAGCCUCUGGGGGACAGUGCAGGGCUGCAGAACCAGCUCACACAGAAGGAGAAGAUGGAAGAAGGGUCCCUGACGUGGCGUGUCUACCACCAGUACAUCCGGGCAGCCGGAGGGUACACGGUCGCCAUCGCGGUUUUCCUGAUCAUGCUGCUGUUCAACGCCCUCUCCGCCUUCAACUUCUGGUGGCUGAGCUACUGGCUGGGGCAAGGCUCAGGGGUGAGUGCCCUGGGCGUGGGGGGCGCGCCUGUGGCCCCUGCAGAGGGAGUGGCUUCUCUGGGGGCUGAGCCCAGGCUGGGGACCCCGGGACCAGCCCAGCGCCUGCCACUGCCCAGGUGACAGACGGAGCCCAGGGAGGCCCUCUGGGAGCCAGACUUUGGGCGCCUCCGCCCGGGGCGACCUGGUGCUCACAGACGGAACCGUCACCCUGUGGUCUUUUGGGGACAGAACCAAGA
Messenger RNA from Myotis lucifugus (little brown bat), 1528 nucleotides. Its product is annotated as ATP-binding cassette sub-family C member 11-like. Gene Ontology annotation, cellular component: membrane. Gene Ontology annotation, biological process: transmembrane transport. Gene Ontology annotation, molecular function: ATPase-coupled transmembrane transporter activity; ATP binding; purine nucleotide transmembrane transporter activity. The record is from RefSeq and is a predicted model, not a curated record. Bases 66 to 1412 code for a protein of 448 amino acids. NCBI's taxonomy places the organism in Eukaryota, Metazoa, Chordata, Mammalia, Chiroptera, Vespertilionidae. The transcript has 10 exons.